Molecule: messenger RNA, 6734 nt
Organism: Jaculus jaculus (lesser Egyptian jerboa)
Lineage: Eukaryota; Metazoa; Chordata; Mammalia; Rodentia; Dipodidae
Gene: Heatr1
Product: HEAT repeat containing 1
Exons: 45
Coding region: 99-6518 (2139 amino acids)
Biological process (GO): maturation of SSU-rRNA from tricistronic rRNA transcript (SSU-rRNA, 5.8S rRNA, LSU-rRNA); positive regulation of transcription by RNA polymerase I
Cellular component (GO): small-subunit processome; t-UTP complex; 90S preribosome
Molecular function (GO): snoRNA binding
Source: RefSeq, a predicted model, not a curated record
GCUCUAGGUUUCCGGAAGAGAGCUCCCAUGUGGAAGCUGCGGUGAGGAGUUACGAGUGGCGCCGCAAUUGCUAGGUCUAGACCCCGCUCCCAUGAAAGAUGACGUCCUUAGCCCAGCAGCUUCAGCGACUUGCCCUCCCUCAGACUGACCCCAGCCUCCUGUCUAGACAUGAAGUAGCCUCUCUGUUGUUUGACCCCAAGGAAGCGGCCACCAUCGACAGGGACACCGCCUUUGCCAUCGGAUGCACCGGCUUGGAGGAGCUACUUGGAAUUGAUCCUGCUUUUGAGCAGUUUGAAGCACCAUUGUUUAGCCAGCUCGCAAAAACCUUGGAGCGCAGUGUGCAGACCAAAGCAGUGAAUAAACAGCUGGAUGAAAACAUUUCAUUGUUCCUCAUUCACUUGUCUCCUUACUUCCUGCUUAAGCCAGCACAGAAAUGUCUGGAAUGGUUGAUUCACAGGUUUCAUAUCCAUCUUUAUAAUCAAGAUAGCCUCAUUGCUUGUGUUCUGCCAUACCACGAGACAAGGAUAUUUGUGCGGGUGAUACAGCUUCUAAAAGUUAAUAAUCCAAAGCACAAAUGGUUUUGGUUGUUUCCAGUUAAGCAGUCUGGAGUGCCCUUAGCUAGAGGAACAUUGGUUAUGCAUUGCUACAAAGACCUUGGAUUUAUGGAUCUAAUUUGCAGUAUGGUGACAAAAUCUGUGAAGGCUUUGGCUGAGUAUCCUGGCAGCCCAGCUCGGUUGAGGGUGCUCCUGGCUUUCUAUGCUUCCACCAUUGUGUCUGCUCUGGUGGCUGCUGAGGACGUGUCAGACAAUUUAGUCGCCAAACUGUUCCCAUACAUUCAAAAGGGAUUAAAAUCAUCUUUACCAGACUACAGAGCUGCCACAUGCAUGAUAAUCUGUCAGAUUUCGGUGAAAGUGACCAUGGAAGAUAGCUUUGUGAACACGCUGGCAUCACAGCUCAUCCGAACAUUGACCAAGGUUCCCUCCCAGGUCAAGGAUGGAUUAGGUUGUUUGAUCAUUCUCCUGCAGAGACAGAAGCCAGAGAGCCUCGGGGAGAAGCCAUUUCCUCACUUGUGUAAGGUUCCGGACCUCAUUGCAAUACUUCAUGGGAUUUCUGAAAGGUAUGAUGUCAGCCCUCUUCUGCGCUACAUGCUUCCCCAGCUGGUUGUCUCCAUCAUUCGUCACAUUACAGGAGAAGAAACUGAAGAGAUGGAGGGUCAGAUCUAUAAGAGACACUUAGAAGACAUACUUACAAAAAUACCUCUGAAGAACAACUUAGACCACCUGUUGGCUAGCCUUCUUUUUGAAGAGUAUAUUUCAUACAGUUCUCAAGAGGAAAUUAGUCAGAAUAAAGUGUCUUUGCUAAAUGAACAGUUACUUCCACUCAUCAGGCUUUUAGAGAAUAGAUACCCCAAAGCAUUAGAUAUUGUGUUAGAAGAACGCCUGAAAGAAAUUACAAGUCUGAAAAAGCAGGAGCUUUUCCACCAAUUUAUUUCUCUUUCCACAAGUGGAGGAAAGUACCAGUUUCUAGAGGAUUCAGAUACCUCUUUGAUGCUCAGUUUGAAUCAUCCACUGGCUCCUGUGAGACUUCUGGCUGUCAAUCAUCUGAAAAACAUCAUGAAAACAUCAAAGGAAGGCAUUCAAGAGUCUUUCAUCAAAGAAGCUGUUUUAACCCGAUUAGGUGAUGAUAAUAUAGACGUUGUUCUGUCAGCCAUAAGUGCUUUUGAGAUUUUCCAGCAGCACUUUACUGCAGAAGAGACUGUUCCACAUCUUCUGAAUCUCUUUCAGAGAGCAGAACUCUCAAAGAACAGGGGAUGGUACAAGGUACUUGAGCUAGCAGCAAACAUUUUAAUUAAAGAAGAGAUACUGAGUGAAAGUGAUGACUUGUCAAAUCAGGUGGUUGUACAUUUGCUGCCUUUUAUGGUCAUUACUAAUGAUGAUAUGGAAUCUCCUGACAUGAAAAUUGCUGUGUAUUUGUCAAAAUCAGGAAUUUGUUCUCUGCACCCUCUAUUAAGAGGAUGGAAAGGAGCUCUUGAAAAUAUGAUUAAAUGUAGAAAGUCGGAGAAAUUAACUGGUGUAGCCAAUCAGAAGAUGAUUCAGUUGCUGGCUUAUAAUAUAAGUUCAGGAAACCACUCUUCAAUGUUGAAGAUGGUGGAUGAGUUAAUAAGUGCGGGGGAAAAGGAGUCCUGCAAUCUGAAGCAGAAAGUGACAUUUCAUGUGAUUAUGUCUGCACUUAUUUCUUGCUGUUCGUACUUACAAGAAACUCGCUUUCAGUUUGCAAUGAGAGUCUUCAGUUUGUUGCAGAAAACAAUGAAGAAGCUUGAAAGCAUCAUUACAGCUGUGGAAAUCCCCUCGGAAUGGCACCUGGAGCUAAUGCUGGACAAAAGCUUGCCAGAGGAGCUGUGGAUACAUUACAUAGAGCAGCUCCACAGUGCCCAUGGGGUUGCUGUGGAGGAUUCUGUUUUACUUGUAUUUUCCCUGAAGUGCUUUAUUUAUGUACUAAAGACUCCUAAAUCUUUUCCUAGAGGUGAUCCAUGGUGGAAUCCUGAGCUUCUGGAAGAAGAGAGUAGACACUACCUGCACUUGCUUAUUGGGCUUUUUGAGAUGCUCCUCAGCAGAGCAGAGGCUGCUCAUUUCAGGGUUCUGAUGAAGCUUCUCAGGAAGGUCCAUCUAGAAGAUGUUUUUCAGUUAUUCAAGUUCUUUUCUGUUUUGUGGACCUAUGGUUCAAGCCUUUCAAAUCCACUGAACUGCAGCGUGAAAACAGUGCUGCAGACUCAGGCUCUGUACGUGGGUUCUGCAAUGCUGUCUUCUCAGAAGAUGCGGUGUAAACAGCAGUUGGCAUCCACCUCUUCUCCAGUGGUGGUAUCCCUAGUCAUCAAUCUGGGCAACCCUGUAAAGGAAGUUCGUAGGGCUGCUAUUCAGUGUCUUCAAGCUCUCAGAGGAGUGGCCUCGCAGUUUCAGCUAGUCAUAGAUCACCUGGUUCCUAAGGCAGAGGAGAUCACUUCAGAUGCCACCUAUGUCAUUCAGGAUUUGGCCACCUUAUUUGAUGAACUACAGGGAGAAAAGAAACAGAAAUCUCAUCAGAAGUUGUCUGAAACACUAAAAAGCCUUCUUCAUUGUGUAUAUGAGUCCCCAGCUUAUGUUGCAAAAGAUUUGAUGAAAGUAUUUCAGGAAGUCAACAAUGAGAUGGUGCUUACUCAGCUGUUGCCUAUGGUGGAAAAACUACUGGAAAAGAUUGAGAAGGAACCCACAGUUGUCCUGAAAGAUGAGGCCAUUGUUUUGCAUCUCAUGCUGUCAAAAUACAAUGAAUAUUCAGCUUCACUUUUACAUAAGGACCCAAAGAGUUUGGACAUGUUUAUAAAGGCUAUGCAUACAACGAAGGAACUUCACCUAGGAAUGCCAACUGUUCAGAUCACCGCCCUGGAAAAGAUUACAAAGCCAUUUUUCUCAGCUGUGGCUGAUGAAAAGGUUCAGCAGAAGCUUCUGUGCAUGCUUUUUGACCUAUUGGUGAACUGCAGAAAUUCACAGUGCGUUCAGACUGUCAGCAGUGUGUUUAAAGCGAUUUCUGUUAAUGCUGAGCAAGUCAGAACAGAGCUGGAGCCACCAGAUAAUACUAGAUCCUUGGGCACAGUUCAGCAAACAAGAAGGCAGAAAAUGCAGAAAAAAUCACAAGAUACGGAAUCUGUUCAAGAAAUUGGAAGUUCUUAUUGGCAGAGAGUCACCCUUAUACUGGAGUUGCUGCAGCAUAAGAAGAAGCUCAAAGGUCCUCAGAUACUGAUACCAACUCUCUUUAACUUGCUGUCAAGGUGUUUGGAACCUUUAUCACCAGAGCAAGGAAAUAUGGAAUACACCAAGCAGUUAAUCCUUAGUUGUCUGCUGAACAUCUGCCAAAAACUCUCCCCAGAUGGUGACAGAAUCCCUAAAGAUGUUAUAGAUGAGGAGAAGUUCAACGUGGAACUGAUAGUUCAGUGCAUCCGUCUUUCAGAGAUGCCUCAAACCCAUCACCACGCCCUUUUGCUUUUGGGUACCAUUGCUGGAAUAUUUCCUGAUAAAGUUCUCCACAAUAUCAUGUCUAUUUUUACAUUUAUGGGAGCCAAUGUCAUGCGUCUAGAUGAUACUUACAGUUUUCAAGUUAUUAACAAGACUGUAAAAAUGGUCAUUCCAGCACUUAUUCAGUCUGACCAUGGAGACUCCAUAGAAGUCACCAGAAAUGUUGAAGAAAUUGUGGCAAAAAUAAUCGGUGUGUUUGUGGAUGCUCUCCCACAUGUUCCAGAGCACAGACGCCUUCCCAUUCUUGUGCAGCUUGUUGACACUCUGGGUGCAGAAAAAUUCCUCUGGGUACUCCUUGUCCUGCUUUUUGAACAGUAUGUCACUAAAACAGUGUUGGCAGCUGCCUAUGGAGAAAAGGAUGCUAUAUUAGAGGAAGAUACAGAAUUCUGGAUUUCAGUCUGUUGUGAAUUCAGUGUGCAGCAUCAAAUCCAAAGCUUGAUGACUGUUCUUCAAUAUUUAAUAAAGCUGCCAGAGGAAAAAGAAGAAACCACUACCAAGACAGUGGCUAGCAAGAGUGAGACCCAAGAAGAAAUGCUGCCAGUUUUUAAUGUAGACACGCAUACUAGCAAGCAGCUACGUCAUUUUAAGUUUUUGUCGGUGUCCUUCAUGGCCCAGCUCCUGGCUUCCAAUCUGUUCCUCAAAAAGGUGGUUGAAAGUGGUGGUCCUAAAAUUUUAAAAGGCCUUGAACAAAGGUUCCUAGAGACAGUCCUUGGAUAUAUCAACACUGUAGCACAGUCUAUGGAAAAAAAUGCAGACAAGUUGACUGUGAAGUUUUGGCGAGCACUGCUUAGCAAAGCUUAUGACAUGCUGGAUAAGGUGAAUGCCUUGCUACCCAUAGAAACAUUUGUCACUGUGAUUAUUGGGCUGGUGGGCAAUCCCCUGCCGUCAGUGCGCAGGAAAGCCCUGGAUCUUUUGAAUAACAAGCUGCAGCAGAACACCUCCUGGAAGAGGAAAACGGUUUACCGCUUCCUGAAACUGGUUCCAGUGCUUUUGACCAUUGUGCAGCAUAAGGAGACAGAAGAACAGGCGAUAAACAGACAGACAGCUCUGUAUACCCUAAAGCUUUUAUGCAAGAAUUUUGGUGCAGAAAACCGAGAGGCUUUUGUACCAGUGCUCAACACUGCAGUGGAUUUGAUUUCUCCGGAGAGAAAGGAAGAGAAGAAUGUCCUGGGGAGUGCCCUGCUGUGCAUAGCGGAGGUGACCUCCACCCUGGAAGCACUGGCCAUUCCUCAGCUUCCCAGCUUAAUGCCGUCACUGCUGAUGGCUGUGAAAAGCACUAGUGAGCUCAUCCACAGCGAGGUCUGCCUGCUCAGUGCCCUGGCUGCCCUGCAAAAGGUUGUUGAGACUCUCCCCCACUUCAUCAGCCCCUACGUGGAAGCAGUUCUAACCCAGGUGAUUCAUCUGGUGAAAAUCACUAGUGAAAUGGGUUCUGCCUCACAGGCUAGCAUCCGCCUCACAUCUCUUAAAAAGACCCUAGCCACUAGGCUCUCACCUCGAGUCUUCCUGCCAGCCAUUAGCAAAACUUUCAAGCAGAUCCAGAAAACCUGGAAGAAUCACAUGGGUCCGUACAUGAGCAUCUUGCAAGAGCACAUUGGGGUGAUGAAGAAGGACGAGCUCUUGUCUCAUCAGUCUCAGCUGACCACCUUCUUCCUGGAGGCCCUGGACUUCCGAGUGCAACACUCCGAGGAUGAUCUGGAGGAAGUUGGGAAGACGGAGAGUUAUAUCAUUGAGUGUCUGGUGGCCAUGGUGGUGAAGCUCUCUGAGGUCACAUUCAGACCCCUCUUCUUCAAGCUAUUUGAUUGGGCCAAGACAGAAGAUGCCCCAAAGGACAGGCUGCUGACAUUUUACAAUCUGGCCAACCACAUUGCAGAGAAACUGAAAGGUCUUUUCACUCUGUUUGCUGGCCAUUUAGUAAAGCCUUUUGCAGACACCUUGAACCAGGUUAACAUCUCCAAAACAGAUGAAGCAUUUUUUGACUCUGAACAUGACCCUGAGAAGUGCUGCUUGCUGUUGCAGUUUAUCUUGAACUGUUUAUAUAAGAUCUUCCUGUAUGACACCCAGCAUUUUAUGAGUAAAGAGAGAACAGAAGCCUUGAUGAUGCCUUUGGUGGAUCAGCUAGAAAACAGGCUUGGAGGAGAAGAGCAGUUCCAGGAGCGAGUGACAAACUACCUGGUACCUUGCAUUGCUCAGUUCUCUGUGGCCAUGGCAGAUGAUUCUCUAUGGAAGCCUCUGAACUACCAGAUUCUGCUAAAGACAAGAGACUCCUCCCCCAAGGUGCGGUUUGCAGCCCUGAUUACUGUCUUAGCACUAGCUGAAAAGCUAAAGGAGAAUUACAUUGUCCUGUUACCAGAGUCCAUUCCUUUCUUAGCAGAAUUGAUGGAAGAUGAAUGUGAAGAAGUAGAACGUCAGUGCCAAAAGACCAUUCAGCAGCUGGAGGUCACUUUGGGGGAGCCACUCCAGAGCUACUUCUGAAAUGGGAAGGUCUUGGUGCCUCAUACUCUAAUGAGAGUUCAGAUUUAUUUUUCAUAUUUUUAUUUUGAGGGGUGUAGUGCCAUGUUAUUUUUGGUACAUUCACACCAGCAGUUAUUUAAUGUCUUUACAAAAUCCUCAUCUGGUCUGGGCUACCACAUAAGCCUCUCCUGCUGCUUGUACAGUUGCUAAAUAUGAAUAAACAGUCUUUAUACAAAC